Cynoglossus semilaevis (tongue sole) is the source of this 1509-nucleotide messenger RNA. It is a transcript of the gene prim1, whose product is annotated as DNA primase subunit 1. NCBI's taxonomy places the organism in Eukaryota, Metazoa, Chordata, Actinopteri, Pleuronectiformes, Cynoglossidae. Gene Ontology annotation, biological process: DNA replication, synthesis of primer. The record is from RefSeq and is a predicted model, not a curated record. Bases 157 to 1413 code for a protein of 418 amino acids. The transcript has 13 exons.
CCAAGCCUCGACCUCAUUGGCUGGUCCGCUCUGUACGACUUUCCCGCGCUGGAAAACAGGAGACUGAACGUUCAGCAGUAACUGAAUAACAACCUUAUAACAAACAAACUACACGGUUUUCCUUCGGUACCGGAGAACCUACUUCACUGUCUGAGGAUGCCGUCCUCGAUUUAUGACCCGGCGAGUCUUCCGGAUAUACUGCCGCUCUACUACCGUCGGCUCNGCCCACUCUCAGUGCAGAAGAACUACUUCCAGAAUCGGGAGUUCUCCUUCACCCUGAAGGAUGACAUCUAUGUCCGCUACCAGUCGUUCAGCACACAGAGUGAGUUGGAGAAGGAAAUCCAGAAGAUGAACCCGUACAAGAUUGACAUCGGAGCAGUGUACAACUACAGGCCAAGUCAACACAACACGGUCAAGUCCGGAAGCUUCCAGGCCCUGGAGAAGGAGCUGGUGUUUGACAUCGAUAUGACGGAUUAUGAUGACGUCAGAAGCUGUUGCAGUGCUGCAGACAUUUGUCCCAAGUGCUGGACUCUGAUGACCAUCGCAGUUCGUAUCCUGGACCGUUCUCUACGAGAGGACUUUGGGUUCCAGCACCUUCUGUGGGUGUACUCUGGCAGAAGAGGAGUGCAUUGCUGGGUGUGUGAUGAAGCUGCCAGGAAGCUCUCAGUGGCUGCACGCUCCGCUGUGGCCGAAUACCUCAGCCUGGUGAAGGGUGGAGACGACGUGAUGAAGAAAGUGGUGUUAACAGAUCCUCUUCAUCCCUUUAUCACGGAGUCUCUGUCAGUGGUGGAGCAAUACUUCACCCAGUAUGCGCUUCAGGACCAGGAGAUACUGAGUCGUAAGGAGUCCAUGGACAAAGUGCUGGCCCUGGUGCCCGAGGAUGUUCGGAAUGAUCUGCAGCAGGACUUUCAAAAUGAGAGGAAACCGGAGAAUCGAUGGAGACACGUGAAGGAUCGAGCCAGUAAGAAACAGGCCUCUGCCAAGAAGGGACAGCACUUUGAGAAAGAAAUCAUGCUGCAGUACUGUUACCCACGGCUCGACGUGAACGUCAGUAAAGGUGUGAACCAUCUGUUGAAGAGUCCGUUCAGCGUCCACCCAAAAACAGGACGGAUAUCUGUUCCCAUUGACUUUGAAGAGUUGGACAGUUUUGAUCCUUUUGCUGUGCCCACAAUCAGUCUUAUCUGUGAGGAGCUUGAUCGGCCCAGACUGGGGGAAGAGGAGUUAGAGGACUCCUCUUCCCAAGUAGAUUCCCAAGGAGGACAAGGAGAUGUAACGGAGAGACGAAGGACCAGAGAUUACAAACGCACCAGUCUGGCAAAGUAUGUGAAAUACUUUGAUCAGUUCCUAGAUGGACUGUCUGCUUCAUGGAAAGGAGAACUUCUCAGAAAAAGUGAUCUCGAGAAAGACUUCUGAACUGGACCAGCAAUUGGAUGUCGAACUUCAUAGAACGAGUUGUUAUUGAGUUUCCUUUUAUUGUUUCAUGUUGUGUGUUUUUGUCAUUUUUAGGAC